Messenger RNA from Guillardia theta CCMP2712, 1932 nucleotides. RefSeq lists its product as hypothetical. The record is from RefSeq and is a predicted model, not a curated record. The transcript is spliced from 3 exons. The coding region runs from base 1 to 1932 and encodes 643 amino acids. Lineage: Eukaryota; Cryptophyceae; Pyrenomonadales; Geminigeraceae.
AUGCCCCCUCCCCCUCUCCCCCUCCUCCUCCUCCUCCUCCUCCUCCUCUCGUCAGCUACCCCAUCAGACGUUCCUGCGCCGUCAGCCCUGGGGAAGAGGAGCUUCUCAGCUGUCCUCGAUGCUCCCGGUGCUUCGCGGUACCUGAGAUUGAGCACGUCAUGCGAUGCAGGAGAGGUGCGGACGGGGAUCGAGGAGGGAGGCGGGAGCUCGCAACCAGGGAAGACUAUCCUGACGUUGAGAGAAGGAUACUACGACAUGAAGGUAGUGGAGGAGGAGGAUGUUCCUCAAGGAAGUAGCGGAGCAAUCAAUCACAUCCACUCGUACAUCCCCUAUCCUCACACGCUGGACGCUGAGAUCCCCUCCUUGCUCCUCGUCCUCGGACGGCCGUGGAGUUUGAUGAACUCUCGCCUUCAGUGCGGGAGAGGUAUCAUCGUCCACAUGGUGGGCCAAGGAGGAGCGAUGUGUGAAGGGUGCGUGCUUGAAGGCCUGGACAGCAACGAGCUCCGUGCUGCCUUCUGUGUCAGCAUGGAGGAGUCGGCGAUGAUAUCGGUGAACAUGAGCGUCCUGCAGGACUCGGUCGGAGCGGUGCUGCGAUGCUCAGGGUCAAGUUUAGCCGAUCUGUCACGAUGUUCGUUGCAGUAUGGAGGGUACGGCAUGUCGCUGGAGGGCGAUGCCAUUAUCAGAGGUUCUGAGCUCUGCCUUCGGAGGAUCCGCAUCGGCGCACUGGUAGUCCCCGCCUCGUCCAAGAGCACACAGCUAGUGCUGUCUGAUUGCUACAGUUGUCAGACGGAGACGUGGGGAUCGGAGAGAAGGCCGAAGAGGCUGUUGCUCUCCGCAUGCUCCUUUGAGCAGAGCCAGUGGGUGCUCAAUGAGCGUCGAGCGAACGCGAGCGAGUGGAUGCGAUCGGGGGUGUACAUGAAGAGCCUGAGGAGCGAAAGGGCCUUCAAAAUGCAGGAGCCGACUGCAGACCAGGUAGCCAAGGGAGCGCUGAUCCGAGCGGAGCAAAGGAGAGUGCUGCAAGAGGAGAUGAACCGGCCUGUGGAGUGGAUGAAGAGGAGGAAGUUCCAGCGGACAUUCGUCGUCCUCAAACAAAGGCUCGAGAACAACUCCGAGGUUACCAACAAGGUGGAGGUUGAUUCUGAGGAGGAGCUGUACAACGACGAUUAUCAGUUUGUGACCCGCAAGUCCCCCAACUCUCCGAUCACAAUGGAGCUCGUGAAGGCUACGAAGCAGGAGGAAUCGCCUAUGUUCCGCGAUGUCCCAGUGGAGGAGGUGGUCAUGCGAGAUUUCAACGAGCACCUUCGUUACUACCGGCCAUUCCCGGGGCUGAACUUUGAGGAGGAAGAGGAGGAGGUGGCGGAGGAGGAGGAGGAGGAGGGAGGGGAGGGAGUUCACAAGGACAAGGACAAGGACAAGGACAAGGAAAGGCAGGAAGGGGAGGACUCUUCUGCUUCCUCCGAGUCCUACUUGGUAUUGGAACGAGCGUCGUUUUCCUCCCUUGACCUGGAGGAGGAGUGGAAGGAGCGGUCCGUGUACGCGCCAUGGCUCAGAGACUACGAGGUCCUCGCCUCUAGCAGGGACGAGCUCGACCCCUACAACUGCACGGGGAGCAGAAACCCUCUGGGUUUUCCCCCUGACGUUCUCAUGAACCUCUCCUCCCCGACUCUCUUCCUGGAGAACUCAGAGUCCGAGGCCUUCUCCCCAAAGAUCCUCUACGACAGCGUCAACCAAAGCUGUCGGUUCGCCUUGCCUGGGGAGAGGAGCGACAAGAGGAGAGGAAUCUUCCUGUACGAUGCGUACGACGACGACGACGACGUCAAGCGGAAGGUGUGGAGCGGGAGGAAGGAUAGUGACGAGGACGAGGACGAGGACGAGGACGAGGACGAGGACGAGGACGAGGAGGGUAGGGGAUGGGGUUAUUCAGCAUUUUAA